AUGUCAAGUUCAAGGCGAAUAGCAAGUCCCUCACCAAGUUUACGGCCUAUAUCAACCAGGCGCGUUCUCAACUCUGAGAGGCAACAACUUAUUCAAACCGAUAUAAACAAAUACACCGAUGAUUCCUCAAAUUCGGAAACAGACUCCAUAAACUACAAACAAUAUGCCCCCGCAUCCACAGUAAAUUUAGAACACUUGGAAUGGAGUGACAUACUUCCUUACUAUUUGCCUUUUCUUUCCUGGAUUGGAAAGUACAACCUUCGGUAUUUUGUUGGUGACUUGAUUGGUGGUUUGACGUUGGUGUUUUUUCAACUCCCAUUGUCCUUGUCAUAUGCCACAACAUUGGCACACGUGCCAGUCAUUUCCGGCUUGUACUCAUUAGGCAUUGCACCGUUUGUUUACUUGGUGUUUGGCAGUGUUCCUCAAAUGAUUGUUGGUCCCGAAGCUCCUAUUUCUUUGGUCGUUGGCCAAGCAAUCGAACCGCUUCUUCACCACAUGAAAAAGAAGCAUUUAGAUCCUUUGGAUUAUGUUUCGGUGAUUACAUUUCUUAGCGGGGCUAGUUUGUUGGGGUUUGGGAUUGGAAGGUUGGGAUUUUUGGAUAACGUUCUAAGUGGAUCGUUGUUGAAAGGUUUCAUCGCUGGGGUAGGGGUUGUUAUGAAUAUCAACUCGCUUAUCAUAAUUUUGGGAAUGGAGAAAUUGAUGAAAGAGAUCUCAGAUGAUCCUUCACAGAUGGAUAUACAUUCUCCAUUUGAUAAGGUUAUGUUUUUGAUCAAAAACGCUAGUCAAUUUGAUCCUUUGAGUGCAAAAAUCGGCGCUGUAGGGUUUUUGAUUAUCAUGCUUUGCAGAAUUGUCAAAAAAAGGACCAAAAAAUCUAUUGUGGUGCUCUUUCCGGAGAUAAUGAUUGUUGUUAGCGGUGCAACUAUCCUAUGCCAAUAUUUCAGAUGGGAUCUCGAUGGUGUUGACAUCAUCGGGAAAGUGAAAGACAAGUCAUCAUUAACUUUGUACAACCCACUUAGCCUGUGGAAACUCAUAAAGCAGUUGGGAACCUCGGGAUUUUUAUGUGCCAUGUUGGGGUUCUUUGAGUCCACCACUGCUUCUAAAUCAUUAGGUACGAGGUUCGAUUUGCCCAUUUCCACCAACAGAGAGUUAGUUGCUUUGGGGAGCCUCAAUGUGAUUGGCUCAAUUUUUGGAGCAUUACCAGCAUUCGGAGGCUAUGGCAGAAGCAAAAUCAAUGCAAUCUCAGCCAAGACGACCAUGUCUGGUGCCAUUAUGGGAAUACUAACUCUCUUAACAAUUCAAUUCCUUCUUGGGUAUCUAUACUUUGUUCCAAAAUGCAUGUUGAGUGUAAUCACAAGUGUAAUUGGUAUCCUGUUGAUCGAAGAAGCUCCUUACGAGUUAUUGUUUUACUGGAGAACCGAAGGAAACGAUGAGAGCAUUACAUUUGCAAUUACGGUAUUCACCACUCUAUUUUUUUCCAUUGAAGGAGGAAUUGCCGUUGGACUUAUCUACUCCUUGAUCAGAGUUAUCAAAAACUCCACUGCAUCGCGUAUUCAAAUUUUGGGAAGAAUUCCAAACUCAAACACGUUUGUGGAUGCCGAUGUUCCAGCCGAGCAGGUUGAUGAAAGUUUAUCGCGGUUGAACGUUUUCAAUGAUAUGAGACAAACGCUGUUAAACAUUGGCGCUAUAGAGGAGGUAGAAGGAUGCUUGAUAAUCAAGAUCCCUGAGCCGUUAAACUUUACCAAUAGUAGCGAUUUGGUGGCACGAUUGAAAAGAGUGGAAAUGUAUGGCUCAACUCGUGCUCACCCGGCGCUGAAGAGAAGCCGUGAUCAAGGAAUGACACGAUAUGUGAUAUUCGAUCUUGACAGCAUGAAUUCAAUUGACUCGUCGGCAGCUCAAACGGUAAAGAACUUGAUAAUAAAUUACCAAAGGCGGGAUAUCAGGUCAUUAUUCGUACGAGUGUCAAACAAUGUCAAGCCUAUAUUAAAGCAAGCAGGAAUUCGCGAUCUCCUCAACCGGGAUGUUGAAGACUUGAAGUACAACGAGAUCCAAGAGUUGGCGAAUCACAGUGGAAACGAGAUAGUUUUGCGAUGCCGCGGUUUGCUAGGGAAUGACCCUUAUUUUGAACACAUUCUGGAAGCUUUACGGUUGAUUGAUUGUUUUGAAAUGAUUUAUGGAGAUGUGUAA
Molecule: messenger RNA, 2184 nt
Organism: Lodderomyces parapsilosis
Lineage: Eukaryota; Fungi; Ascomycota; Pichiomycetes; Serinales; Debaryomycetaceae
Exons: 1
Coding region: 1-2184 (727 amino acids)
Biological process (GO): transmembrane transport
Cellular component (GO): membrane
Molecular function (GO): sulfate transmembrane transporter activity
Source: RefSeq, a predicted model, not a curated record